GUGUUGCUCGUUUGUGCGCAGUUGUGAGUCGGUAACUACAGCCCUCAACGCAAGUGCCAAAUCGCUCACGUUGCAACACAGUCGUGCUUAGCGGUCUGAUUAGCUGCGCGAACAGAGUCUGACAGUGUAUCGCGAUGGCUAAAAGGUAUACCCGUGUGCGGUGCUUGGCUGCAAAAGUGCCGACUGGGAAAACGAAACCACGCGACACCGGCUGCCUCAUGAUGACGCCUUGCGCAAUGCCUGGCUUGAGCGCAUUGGCGUUUCGGCAGAAUCAAAGCGCAACAGCGAUUUACGUGUUUGUGGGCGCCACUUCCGUGCCGAAGACUACCAUCACAACCCACGCCUGCUGCAGGAGUUGGACUGCGGUCUGACACCACGCCUGAGACCAAAUGCGCUGCCAACUCUCUUCCUUCCAAGAAGGCCGACAUCACAGACCAAGCCAACUCCAGCUGCAGCGUUGGGUGCCAGCACUAUUGAGGCACCGCAGCAUUCACAGCCAGCUGUGCCGUGUAAAUGCAGAUACAGUCAGGCUGUGUCUACUGUGGGAACGCAGACUGGGGUGGCAGCUGACCACAGCUCUCGUGUACUGCAUUCUGUGGGAACGCAAACAGUGCCAGAACAACGCACAAUAAGUGUACAGACGUCAUGGCAUCUUCAAAAAAGUGUUGGUAAGCAUGAUUACACUUUGUCACAACAACAUGAUGAGUACUAUAAGAUUAUCUUUCCUUGUUCAUGUGAAGUGUGUUUCUACGUAGUCACUAGACUUCAGAAAGAGGGUUUACAAUAAGGAAAGCAGCUACAGUUGGCACCAGUCAUUUAUAUUACUGUGUGCUUUACGUCUUAUGAAAAACAAGUUAUGUUCACGAUAGUGAAGUAAUGUAAGGAAAUCAAACAGCCACGCAGGCAGACUUCGCUGCACGUCUGCUGGUGUCCAAAGGCACACAGAGUGCUAGUUCUGCCGAAGUCAUCCGAGCAAGAACACCAGAGCAUGCAGAUGUACCUGCUUCUCCUGCGCUGACAGACUUCUUUGAGAAUGCCCGCUGCUCGACACCCAUACCAUAUGUGGAAGAGGUGGAAUGCGAGAUUCGAGAAGCUGCUGGCGAUGAAACCUACAAACCAACUCUUGAAUCCUUCGAAGACACGUUUGCAAGGUAAACUAUAAUGAAAUGUUGCGUUUGUAUUCUAUGACUGCAAUUUUUUACGUAGCAGAUCACACAACAUAGCGAGUGGAAUGCGACAGUGCAUGGUUCUUCUUCUUUGGACGUAAAAAUGCUGUAGCCUGCGGUGUUGAGAAUGGGAAAGCUUGUGCACAGUGAAUACAAGAGCAUUCCGUAUAAUGUAUUUAUCGAAUCAUCAUUAUAACAAGUGUGACUUUUUGCUAUGUGCAGUGGGUGUAUGGAGCCAGUUGCAUUGGCGUCUGCCAACAGCGAGGGCCCAACAGCCGGAGCUUCAGUACUGCCGCCCCUGGCCUUCGACAGCCAUAUAGAGCCACGAACUGCAACAGCACAUACAAGUGAAAACCAAGACCUAGUCACAACCUUUCGUGAGGAGCGAAAGUUCGUGGUUUUUGAGAGCUGUUUGCGACAGCUCCUUCCUGUGGCGUGCAGUUUCUGCCACAAGAAAUAUACCAGCACAUUUUCUGUCGUUGGCUCAAUGGUCACAGUCAGGAGCAGCUGUGACAACUGUAGGCAUGUCACGUCAUGGAAGAGCCAGCCACUGAUUGGAGACAAACCAGCGGGAAAUGUUUUAAUGGCUGCGGCACUGCUGUUUUCAGGCUGCACAGUGUCCCAAACAUUGCGGCUCCUGCAGUCUAUCAAUGUGCAGGCCAUCAGUGAGACAACUUUCUUCAAAUAUCAGGCUUUCUAUAUGGUGCCAGCUGUAGAAAAGUUGUACAAAGAACAGCAGGCCCAGCUGCUAAGCAGAGUGGCUGGCGUGGAUGUGGACCUGGCUGGGGAUGGCCGCUGUGACUCACCGGGACACAGUGCGAAAUAUGGUACAUAUGUACUUUACUGUACCCAAGUGAAGCGCAUCUUGCAUUGCCAACAAAUUCAGGUUCAUGAGUCAGCUGCUGUUUCGAGCAGCAAUGCUAUGGAGAAGGAGGGGCUUGCCAGGAGCCUGCAGAAGCUUGACAAGCAAGGUGUCAGCAUAAAUUCCAUCACUACAGACCGACACUCUGCCAUCAGGAGCUACUGUCGAAAGGAGAGGCCAGGCAUGAAGCAUUACUUUGAUGUCUGGCACAUCGCCAAGGGUAUAAAUAAGAAGCUGAGCAUUGCAAGCAAGCACCGCAACUGUGGCUCCAUACUUCUGUGGAGUAGGAGUAUAAUAAACCACUUGCACUUCGUGGCUGCAGCAAGUCAAGGUGAUGGGGACCUCAUUGUGAGCAUGUGGCGAAGCUUGCUGAAUCACAUGUGUAACCAGCACAACGGUCAUGAAGGACCCUUCACAGACUGCAUGCAUGGGCCUCUUGACAACAAGAAAUGGAUGACAAGAGGAUCUCCUGCCUUCACUAAACUGCGGGCUAUUCUGGAGAACCCUCGCCUUCUGAGUGACCUCCGCCAGCUGUCUCCUAUGGUCCAGACAUUCUCGUUGGAGUCCUUUAAUAGCCUGCUGAUCCGCUUUGCUCCCAAGUCAAUUGCAUACUCAGGACCUGGUAUGAAAGCAAGGACUCAGCUCGCUGUGUUACAUUUCAACGAGAAUGCUUCAAGGGACCAAGCUCAGGACCGAAUUGGGCAGACACGCUGGAGCUUAGCAAGUCCAGGAAGGGGCAGUUUACCGCCCGCAACGUCAAGGCGGCACCAACAUUUGGAUAUGUCGCCAAACUGAUGGCGGAUGUUAUCGCAAGAGCAGGUGCCACUUCUCACAAGACAAGCUCCAAAGACAUCCCUUCCGAGACUCGCACGUUCCUGACGGACAGAUAUGAGGCACCAUCUAUGGAAGAGCUCAUUGCUGCUCACAGGUCCAGAUUUCCGGAUGGCUGCCCUUAGGGAACAUCUCAAACUCUUUUGACUUCCGUCUCCCAUUUCAUCUUGGUGAGAUGUUGCCCAGCCGCUGGCCUGUGUAGCGACCUAACCACCUCAGUUUUCAUGAGCUGCGUUCAUAGCAUUUCCAUGCUACGUGCAGCAGCUCUGCACUGCCAUGCUAUGAACUUCCUAAAGAAAUGAACACAACAUUCCAACAAGCAAGCUCAGCAGUGGCCCUGUUUUCGAGUAAUGAAUUGAGGAACUUGACCAACACAAGCACUUUUCACAUCCCGCCUUGGUGAGAAGAGGUCUGCCCAGCCGGAACCCCGUGUAGCAACCUAACACUCUGUUUUCGUAAACUGUGUUGAUUUCAUUUUGCAUUGCCUACACUGAAUAUUUGGUACCAUACUGCUUAUAGUAUUCACAUGUUCGCUUUUUCCUAUCAUCUAAACAGAAUGUUCUAAUGGAGGCUCGCACACUUAUCCAAAAGCAGCAGAGACUGUGAGGUGCCAUAAUGCAAUGAUCAAGAUUGAUUUUAUACCCGAUGACCAGGAGUGAAAGCCAUGACCCAUGUUCUCAACAAAAUGCCAUAAACACUGAGCAGUUGUAGCGGGCAAUGGCAUGGCACAUUAUUUAGACUAUCAUAACCUUCGCUGGCAAAUGCCUCAGAAGAACUUGGCUGUUACAGAUUACCAGUAUUACAGUGACUUCAACUCGUCACCUUCAGCAAACGUCUUCGGCCAUUUGAUUUCAGCCCUAGUGUUUUGGAAUCAGAACCUCAAAAACAGGAAAUCGCAACAUUUUGCCAUUCUAUGGCUGCACUCAAAAUGAGAGGCAGUUUCUGAAGCCAUGCUGAAAUCUGUCAUGCCCACCACAUACACUAGAAUGCAAUGUGUUGCACCAGCUAUUAUGGUGAGGCAGCCCUCAAGCAACAUGUAUGAGCCAUUCUUUAUUUUAUAGAAGAAAAGUAAUAACAAUUAGUCAUUGAUAUUUAUUGAAUUUUCCUGCUUAUGCUGCUCAUUUUGUGUUUAUGCAUUCGUAACAUAUCUUAUGCAUUCCCAAUAAAAAAUCUUUUGAGAAAUACAUGUGCACAUUCAAUGGUAUUGUUUUCUUUAACCUUUCUUUCAAAAUAAAUGCUCACUUCAUAGUGAGUGCUUGUGUCAUGUUGUAUCCCUUUAUUUUCUCUGUAAUUUUCAUUCUAAACAUUACACAAAUGCAGUUACACACAUAAGGUAGCCUUUACUAAGUGCUGGUGACAUAUAUUGAUUUUUCUGGUUGUCACUCUGCCUUUGCAUUGCUAUGUUAAAAAUCCAAAAACAGCAUACUGAAAUACAGUAAAAGGCAUGUACUGCAGUUUUUGAAAAAGACGAAGUCGGAACUCGAGCAGCUUAUACGUGCAUAAAAACAUUUAGCAAUGUACGCGCAGGUAACGAAUUGUAAGCGAUGAAA
Messenger RNA from Dermacentor silvarum, 4409 nucleotides. RefSeq lists its product as uncharacterized. The coding region runs from base 1381 to 2823 and encodes 480 amino acids. The transcript has 10 exons. Lineage: Eukaryota; Metazoa; Arthropoda; Arachnida; Ixodida; Ixodidae. The record is from RefSeq and is a predicted model, not a curated record.